AUGAGCCAUCACAGCAGCUACUACGGAGGCCUGGGCUUCGGCUACGGGGGCUUCGGUGGUCUGGGCUUUGGACAUGGCAUUGGAUGUGGCAGCUUCCAUAGACUGGGCCAUGGCUUUGGCUUCAGAGGCUACGGAUAUGGCUCUGGUUGUGGAAGCCUUGGAUACGGCUGCUGUCUAUGUCCAUCCUUCUGUAGAAGAUAUGGAUUUUCCAGCUUCUACUGA
Camelus dromedarius (Arabian camel) is the source of this 222-nucleotide messenger RNA. Its product is annotated as keratin-associated protein 19-3-like. NCBI's taxonomy places the organism in Eukaryota, Metazoa, Chordata, Mammalia, Artiodactyla, Camelidae. The record is from RefSeq and is a predicted model, not a curated record. The transcript has a single exon. Bases 1 to 222 code for a protein of 73 amino acids.